Messenger RNA from Aspergillus nomiae NRRL 13137, 1764 nucleotides. Its product is annotated as acetyl/propionyl/methylcrotonyl-CoA carboxylase subunit alpha. Gene Ontology annotation, molecular function: metal ion binding; ATP binding. Bases 1 to 1764 code for a protein of 587 amino acids. The transcript has a single exon. Lineage: Eukaryota; Fungi; Ascomycota; Eurotiomycetes; Eurotiales; Aspergillaceae. The record is from RefSeq and is a predicted model, not a curated record.
AUGAGGAAAGAAAUAAAGAAAGUAUUGAUUGCGAAUCGCGGAGAGAUCGCGGUGCGCAUUAUCCGUGCUUGUUACGAUUACGGCGUCAGAUCAGUUGCGGUAUACUCAGACCUGGACGUGGACUCGCCUUUCGUUCGCCUUGCCGAUGAAGCCUAUGGGCUGAAGGGAUUCCAAACAGCCGAUACCUACCUCAAUAUCGAUAAGCUUAUUGCUGCAGCGAAACAGUCCGGGGCAGAUGCCAUUCACCCAGGAUACGGGUUUCUAUCUGAACGGGCGGAAUUCGCUCAAGCAGUCCUGAAUGCAGGGCUGACCUGGAUCGGGCCUGAUCCAAGUGUGAUUGAGGCACUUGGUGAUAAGGUUGAGGCGCGACGCAUUGCGCUACGCGUCGGUGCGCCGCUGGUAGCCGGCAGCGAUGGCCCUGUGUCAACGGCAAAAGAAGUGGUAGCAUUUGCGAGACAGCAUGGCCUACCAAUUGCGAUAAAAGCCGCCCAUGGAGGUGGUGGUCGCGGUUUGAAGGUGGCUUGGAGGAUGGAUGAGGUAGCAGAUUGUUAUGAAUCUGCCGUCAGGGAGGCAACGGCGGCCUUUGGUCGGGGGGGAUGUUUCAUAGAACGAUAUCUCGACCGUCCGCGACAUAUCGAGGCUCAGGUUCUAGCUGACAAGCAUGGUAACGUGGUGGUGGUCGGAACGCGCGAUUGCUCCGUACAAAGACGACAUCAAAAGUUGAUCGAGGAAGCUCCAGCUCCAUUCUUGAUUGUCGGGCAGCGAGAGAAGAUUCAGAAUGCCGCUCAGUCAAUAUGUGCUGCGGCUGGUUAUUCCGGUGCUGGCACUGUAGAAUUUCUUCUAGGAGCCGAUGGCAGCGUCUCUUUCCUAGAGGUCAAUACCCGACUUCAGGUUGAGCACCCCGUGACGGAAGAGACCACAGGGCUUGACUUGGUCGUGGAGCAGCUUCGUAUUGCCGAGGGACAUCCGCUAAACAUCUCGUCUCCCAUUCCUCCCCGGGGUCAUUCCAUCGAAUUCCGCAUCAAUGCAGAGGACCCUGGUCGAGGGUUCCUACCAACCCCUGGCCAGAUCACGACUUUUCAGCCACCUUCUGGCCCCGGCAUCCGUCUAGACAGUGGUGUCGCUCAAGGGUCGACCAUUCCGGCUGUUUACGACUCCCUAAUGGCGAAGUUGAUCGUCUCUGGCGCAACCCGUGAGCAGGCACUGCGUCGUGCCCGUCGUGCGCUGAAAGAAUUCCACAUCACCGGGGUAGCGACAGUUCUCCCGUUCCACACUGAGACGCUUAACUCUGACGAUUUCCUGGGUACUAAUGGCUUUAAUGUGCACACGCGCUGGGUGGAAACUGAUUUCUUGGUGACACUGGCCCCCGCUCCACGACCGGACCCAGCACCCGAACAGGAGCUCAUUCGGACUCAUCUGGAGAUUGAUGGCAAGCUGGUAUCUGUGGGCCUGCCAAGCCUGCUCCUGAGCGGAAUCGGGUCGGUAGCAUCCUCUUCACCUAGUGCCAAUAAACAAAAACUAAAGAAAGAUACCGGAGACAUUCUAGCACCAGUCUCUGGAACGCUUCGAGCCUUCAAGGUCCCUGACAGUGCGUGUGUCCGUAAGGGCGAUGUACUGGCAAUUAUGGAGGCGAUGAAAAUGGAAACACAAGUCACUGCACCGAGAGACGGGAUUGUACGCCUUCUCACCAAAGAGGGUGAAUAUGUGCAGGCAGGGAGCGUGAUACUUACGUUUGAGCAAGAGGAGCUCAUGUUCAAGAAUUGA